Messenger RNA from Saccostrea echinata, 990 nucleotides. Its product is annotated as olfactory receptor 51V1-like. Gene Ontology annotation, molecular function: G protein-coupled peptide receptor activity. Lineage: Eukaryota; Metazoa; Mollusca; Bivalvia; Ostreida; Ostreidae. The coding region runs from base 1 to 990 and encodes 329 amino acids. The transcript has a single exon. The record is from RefSeq and is a predicted model, not a curated record. Gene Ontology annotation, cellular component: membrane. Gene Ontology annotation, biological process: neuropeptide signaling pathway.
AUGGAGUCUUCCACAUCUAUGGUACUAGGGACAUCCGAUCCUCUUCUAAACAUUACUCCUCCUGUUAAUGUUGCCUUUUGCUCAAUCAGUGAAUUCAGUACUUGCUGGCUAGUGUCCGUGUGCAUACUUCUGACGUCAAUAUCUCUUGGAGGAAAUAUCGCCACCUUUGUCCACAUACUUUAUAGACGCUUGCAUAAAGAAGUAACAUACAUGUGUAUCCUGUUGGUGGCUUUGAGUGACUCUUUGUCUAGUGCUUUGGUGUAUAUUUCAAUGUUUAUGCUCUACCCAAAUCUGUUCAAAUUCUAUUUUAACAUUCCCCUUUGCGUUGUGUUUUUCUGGAUGACAUUCACUCCCUUCAUGUGGUCCAGUGGCAACCUUGUACUUUUGGCAUAUGAAAGAUACUUUCUUAUCAUUAAUCCUCUGCGUUACCAUAGCUCUCACACUAGCAAAAGGGCACUAAAAACUUCGCUCGUUAUAUUGUUUGUUAUGAGCCUGAUCACAAUUUCCUACGCGGUUGCUUUGUCUUUUAUCAAACAAUGUCCCAAUUUCCUCUUUGUCAUGUAUUAUUUUGCUUUCAUUGGUGUACCCAUCGUUUUAAUUAUCAUAGGUAUGUUGGUUUACUUACAUUGUUCUAAAUUGAUGAAAUUGAGGACGCUUCCAAACAUUUCCCUGAGAGUGAUUAAAAGGCGCCAAUUUUCAGAGAUGACCUUUAAAGUUUAUCUCAUUUGCAUUACAUAUGCUUUUGGUCAAAUGCCGUUUGUUAUUAACGAUAUAAUAGUUUUAUUAACAGAGUACAAAGUUUUAGUCUCUACUGAGAGGAUAACAAAUAUUCUUUACCAGAUAGGAACAGUCGCCUUGCUUACAAACUACGCCGUAAACCCUUUUGUAUACUUUCUUUCUUUCGAUAGGUUGAUUUCUUUCUGCAAGUUUAAGAACAAAUCGCUUUACAUAGCCAACAGCACCGAAAAUACAAAUACUACUUCCUUUUAA